AUGGCAACAACAACACAGAGUUCCCGUAUGUCCUACGACCAUCGGGAUAUGCAGGCGAAAUGGAGCGACCGCUGGGAAGACGGCGGGAUCUACGCCGUCGCUGACGACGAUCCGCGUCCAAAGUGGUAUGAACUCCAUAUGUAUCCGUACCCGUCCGGAGACCUCCAUGUUGGCCACUGGUUCGCCAUGACCGGUGCGGACGUCCACGCCCGGUACAUGCGCAUGAAGGGAUAUAACGUCCUCCAUCCAAUGGGGUUCGAUGCCUUCGGCCUGAACGCUGAGAACGCCGCCAUCAAGAACGGCGUUCACCCGCACACGUGGACCAUGUCCAACAUCGAAAACAUGCGCCGACAGCUCAGGUCGAUGGGGCCGAUGUACGACUGGGAACGCGAAGUCGUCACCUGUAUCCCUGACUACUACAAGUGGAACCAGUGGUUCUUCCUGCAGCUCUACAAGAAUGGGCUCGCGUACAGGGCCGACGCCCCGGUCAACUGGUGCCCAUCAUGCCAGACAGUUCUCGCAAAUGAGCAGGUCAUCAAUGGAUUCUGCGAACGAUGCGACACGGCGGUCGCCCACAAAGACAUGGAGCAGUGGUUCUUCAAAAUUACCGACUAUGCCGAUGAGUUGCUCGAUCACUCCAAGAUGGACUGGCCCGACCGCAUCAACACGAUGCAGACGAACUGGAUUGGGCGCUCCAAAGGUGUAGAAGUAGAUUUCGACAUUUCCGAGUACGGCCUGGAUGAGCAGGCGAUUCGCACCUUCACGACACGAAUCGACACUGUGUUCGGAGUUACGUUCAUCGUGCUGGCGCCAGAGCACCCUCUGGUCGACAAGCUGACCACGAGUGAGCACCGCGACGAAGUGACCGCAUACGUCGAGCAGGCGCGUCUUCAGACCGAAAUCGAACGGCUGUCAACCGAGAAGGAGAAGACGGGGGUCUUCACUGGGGCCUUCGCCGUCAACAAGCUGAAUGGCGAGCGUGUCCCGAUCCUGGUGGCCGACUACGUCCUCCUGAGCUACGGCACGGGAAUGGUAAUGGGUGUCCCGGCUCACGACGAGCGCGACUUUAUCUUCGCCACAAAAAAUGGGCUGCCGAUCCGCGUCGUUAUCGCUCCUCCAGCCUGGGACGGCUCCAAACUGGACGAGGCGUACAUAGCUCCGGGAACGCAGGUCAACUCCGGCCAGUUUGACGGAAUUCCGAACUCGGAAGGUCUGGAACGGAUUGCAGACUUCAUAGAAGCCAACGGCUGGGGAGAGCGCUCGGUCAACUAUCGGAUGCGCGACUGGCUAAUCAGCCGUCAACGCUAUUGGGGAACUCCGAUUCCGGUUGUGUACUGCGAGAAGUGCGGCGAGACGCCGGUGCCUGAAUCCGACCUUCCUGUCCUGCUGCCGGAGGACGCUGAGUUUCUGCCGACAGGCGACUCCCCACUGGCGCUGCAUGAAGGAUUCGUCAACGCUACGUGUCCCGAUUGCGGGAGCCCCGCAAAGCGCGAAACAGACACGAUGGACACGUUCGUCGAUUCAUCGUGGUACUUCCUGCGGUACGCAAGUCCUAAAUUCGAGGACGGCCCGUUCGAUCCCAACGCUCUUGAACAGUGGGGCGCUGUGGACCAGUACACCGGCGGCGUCGAGCACGCGGUUAUGCACCUCCUGUACGCGCGUUUCUUCGUAAAGGCGCUACGUGACCUUGGCUAUGUCGAAUUCGACGAGCCAUUUGUUAGGCUGGUGAACCAGGGCACAAUAGUCUUCAACCAUCAGAAGAUGAGCAAGUCCCGAGGCAACGUGAUUGCGCCGGAUGCCUAUGUCUCGGAUGUUGGGGCUGACGUUGUCCGCACGUACAUGAUGUUCAUGGGGCCGUGGGAGGCGGGCGGCGAGUGGAAUGACGAUGGAAUCAACGGCAUGGCGCGCUGGACCAACCGAGUUUGGGACCUCGCCAACCGUGACGCAGGUGUCCUGGACGAGUCGGACACUCACCCAGAUGCCGUACGCGGUCUCAGGCGACUCAUGCAUCAGACAAUUCGCAAAGUCACCGAAGAUGUGGAGCGGUUCAAGUUCAACACAGGGAUAGCUGCCAUGAUGGAGUUCUCCAACGUCUUGGGUCAGGCGUGGGACUCGGGAGCUAUCGACUCUUCGGCGUGGAACGAGUCGAUCAGGAAUCUGGCACUGAUGAUGUCUCCGGUUACUCCGUUCCUUGCGGAGGAGAUCUGGGAGCGUGUGGGAGGGCCUUUCAGUGUACACCAGCAGCCGUGGCCCACAUGGGACCCUGACCUGGCGGCCGACGAAACGAUUACCCUGGUUGUGCAGGUCAAUGGGCGUCUGCGAGACCGAAUCGAGGUGCCGGCAGACAUCUCUGAAGACGAUGCCAAGACGAGGGCACUGGAGUCAGACAGGGUGGCGGCACACACUGAAGGAAAGCAGGUACGGCGCGUCAUCUACGUGCCGGGGCGACUGGUGAACGUGGUCGCUACCUAG
Geodia barretti is the source of this 2472-nucleotide messenger RNA. The record is from the annotation of a GenBank genome assembly. Lineage: Eukaryota; Metazoa; Porifera; Demospongiae; Tetractinellida; Geodiidae.